Messenger RNA from Oncorhynchus nerka (sockeye salmon), 8664 nucleotides. RefSeq names its product phosphofurin acidic cluster sorting protein 2-like. Lineage: Eukaryota; Metazoa; Chordata; Actinopteri; Salmoniformes; Salmonidae. Gene Ontology annotation, biological process: protein localization to plasma membrane. The record is from RefSeq and is a predicted model, not a curated record. Gene Ontology annotation, molecular function: transmembrane transporter binding. The coding region runs from base 146 to 2998 and encodes 950 amino acids. The transcript is spliced from 25 exons.
UGUAAUUCCAAUGCCUCAGUUUCAGCACUCUCGAUUUGCUAGCCUUGAGCUGCCUGCUACAUUGACAACUUUCUGUGAUAUUGCUGAGAGUGGCUACGCGACCAAGCAUCACAGCCUAUAGCCUGCUGCUACCCGGGGAGAGGCGAUGAUGGCGGCGGCCGUAGAGAGAGGAGGAGUGCGGGCCGCUUUCCUGAAUCCAGGCAGCGGCGGCGGGAUCGGUGGACCAUCCCCGGCACCUAUUGCUACUGCUCCUGGAGCCGCGGUUGGAGCAGGAGGCAUGGGUUCGAAUUCGGGUGGGUCAGAUGGUCCCAUACCCGUGCCUAUGAACCUUUUUGCAACGUGGGAAAUAGACCGUUCUUCUCCCAGUUGUGUUCCAAGAUUGUGCAGCCUGACCCUCAAGAAACUGAUUGUCCUCAAAGAACUGGACCGAGAGCUUAGCUCUGUGGUGAUAGCUGUCAAAAUACAGGGGUCCAAGCGCAUCUUGAGGUCCAACGAGUAUGUCCUUCCCCCAGGCGGACUGAUGGAGACUGACCUUGAGCUAACCUUCUCACUCCAGUAUCCCCACUUCCUCAAAAGGGACGCCAACCGAUUGCAGAUCAUGCUGCAGAGGAGGAAGCGAUAUAAAAACCGUACCAUCCUGGGGUAUAAGACCUUAGCUGUGGGCGUCAUAAAUAUGGCAGAGGUGAUGCAACACCCGACAGAUGGAGCCCAGAUCCUGGGUCUCCAUAGCAACGUGAAGGAGGUGCCGGUGCGUGCGGCCGAGCUCAGUGUGUAUUCCCUGUCCAGUCAGCCCAUUGACCAUGAGGACGGCAGCGGGCAGACAGGAACCAAGGCCAAAGCCUUAGAUCGCUCCCCAGAUAUGGAUAACUACUCAGAGGAUGACGACGACAGCUACUCUUCGGAGCAGGAAGCUAGUGACGAUGCUGUUCAACCAGUGGACCUGUACGAUGAGGAUGAUGAUGGACAAAGGAAGCCAAAGAAAAACCGGAGGAAAAUGAUUCGAACAACAUCCAUGACAAGACAACCCAAUUUCAAACAGAAGUUUGUGGCCCUGUUGAAGCGAUUCAAAGUGACGGAUGAGGUUCUGGACUCGGACCCAGUGGACCAGACCCAGGAGGUGGAGGAGGAUCUGGACCUGCUCUAUGAUAGUCUGGAGGUUUACAACCAGAGUGACAGCGGCCCUGAGAUGGAGGACAACGAGAGUGUCCUCAGCACGCCCAAACCCAAACUCAAGCCCUUCUUUGAGGGAAUGUCCCAUUCGAGCUCCCAGACUGAGAUUGGGAGUCUGCACAGUCAGAAGAGCCAGGCCAGGGACCUGGCCUGCAUCGGUGGAGAUCUGCUGACCCCGGACAGGGCCAAAGUCCUAAUAGGGACCAAGUAUACAGACGACAGCGCCGGAUUGGAGUCUCCUGCGGGGGACGCAGAGGAUGAGGAGACUAGGGCUGGCACAGGGCCAGGUGAGGCUAACCCCAACCCCACCCCUACCGGCUGGGACCUGAGCACGGACAAACUGCCCGGCCCAGUGGCCAAACUCUGCAAGACCGAGUCCCAGACACUCAUGUCGCCCAGUAAAACAGAGAACAAGCUGCAGAGGCGUCCUAGGAGCACGUCCAUGAAGGACCGGCAGAACUCCAAGGCCCAGAGUGACAGGACUAGCAGCAUUGACAGCGAGACAUCCCCGGAAUCCAGGAUCGCUGUCCAGGUCCCCAGGAAGUCAGUGUACGACCAGCUGAACCAGAUCCUUAUCUCUGACGAGCAGCUCCCAGAGAGCAUCAUCCUCAUCAACACCACAGACUGGCAGGGCCAGUAUCUAUCUGAGAUUCUCCAUGAGCACAGCCAGCCUAUCGUGUGCACCAUCUCUGGUGCGGAUGUCCAUGCAGCCUUCAACACCAUCGUCACCAGGAUCCAGAGAUUCUGUAACUGCAAUGCCCAGACACCCCCCACCAUCAAAGUGGCGGUGGCCGGAGACCAGAGUUACCUCAGCACCAUCCUCAGGUGCUUCGUGGAGCAGCUGGCCAACAAGACACCUGAUUGGCUCAGCUAUAUCCGCUUCCUGGUCAUCCCUGUCGGCACUCAUCCUCUGGCCAAACACAUGUCUUCGUUCGACAGCAAGUUCAACAACAUCUUCAUGGACGCCGGCUGGAGGGACUUGUUUGGCAGACUGGAGGCCCCAACAUCAGACAACAUUGAUGUGGCAGGCCGCGUUUCUCAGUACCUGGCUGGGGCCAGUGUUUCACACCAGUGUCCCAUCUCUGAGGCCAUGCUCACCUACAAACAGAAAAGGAAGAGAAGCUUAUAUUUUGAUUUUUACAUCAGCCCUGACGAGGACUCCUGUCAGAAGUUUGUGCCAUUUAUUGGGCUGGUGAAAGUGGGCAUCGUUGAGCACAACCUCUCGACCUCAAUGGACUCUGAUGAUGCUGUGAUGGGGAGCAUCAAUAUGCUGGCCUCCCCUCCCCCCCAGCCGGGACCAACCUACAUGAAGGACCUGACCUGCACCCCGCCCCCCUCCCCCUCCGUCUCAGCCACCCUCGCCGGAGCCGGCUCUCCGGUGACAGGCGGGGAGGUGAUGGGGCUCCAGGUGGACUACUGGACAUGUCACGGCGCCGACAAGAAGAAGGAGGGCGAGAAACGCGACGUGGGCAUCAAGAAUACCCUGAAGAGCAACUUCCGCUCGCUGCAGGUGUCCCGCAUCCCCAACGGGGGCGAGCUGACACCCCCUCCCGGCAUGGCCAUGACCGUUGUCAUGAAGGAGAAGAACAAGAAAGUGAUAUUCCUGAGUAAAAAGCCCAAGGAGAAGGAGGUGGACUCCAAGAGCCAGGUGAUCGAGGGCAUCAGCAGGCUGAUCUGCACUGCCAAACACCAGCACACCAUGCUGAGAGUGUCCAUUGACGGCGUGGAGUGGAAUGAUGUCAAGUUUUUCCAGCUGGCUGCCCAGUGGCCCACUCACGUCAAGCACUUCCCUGUUGGCAUCUUCGGCUACACCAAGCCCGCCAUGUGACAUAUCACUGCCACCUAAACCCAAGUAUGGGUAGCUGCAGCCCAAUAUGGCAACCGGAGUAUGGGCGAGUGGGUGUGUCGAAAGGAGUGGGUGAUUGGAAAGACAAUCAGCUAAUUGAGCAGAUUUGUUGCCACUCAAGACGCCUUCUGCAUGGCUGAUACGAGUUCAUAAGCCGCCGACCGGUGCACCGGUUUUGUAUCGAGUUGCCUGCUGACCGGAGUUGCUUCCCACUGGGCAGCUGUGUCAAGUUGUUGCCAGCGGUAGCUAACGUGCCAAUUUUCUUCUUCUCUCCUAUGAUUUUAUUUCAAGUAGGAUAGAAGCCUACACAAGAAAUAACUAAUAUUGAUAACCAUCGAGAUUUCACGUUGAUACAUACAUACAGUCUACUCAAUGGGCAUGACAUGAAGGGCAACAACACCUGGACACAGUGUCCUUGCUCUCGCUUUCCAAGUGCUUGUCCCGGCGUGGGAAGUAGCUAAUUAGUAGCCAAUAUCAGGGUGACCGUCACAGUGAGCACACGCAUACAAGCAAUAGUACGCCCAUCAUCAGUACUUUUAAUAAAAAUUAAACAAUCGUCAGUUUUACAACUAAAAAUCUACAAUUAUUUGUGUUUAACUACCAGCGAAAUGCGACUCAGACUCAUCCUCUGGAUGAUUCAGACUCAAGUCCAAACUCUCGCAGUACGAUAGUUGUGUGGUAAGAACCGGACUAAAACGUCUAACCUGUAACAGAGAGCUUUCGACACACCCACUCCUUUCCACACGCCCAUUACUUUCCUUUCGACACACCCACUCCUUUCCACACGCCCAUUACUUUCCUUUCGACACACCCACUCCUUUCCACACGCCCAUUACUUUCCUUUCGACACACCCACUCCUUUCCACACGCCAAUUACUUUCCUUUCGAACACAUCCACUCGCCUAUACGCCGGUCGACAAAUUGGGCUGCAGCUACCCCUUUCUCCUUAAACCCUGACCCCUAAACAGCCUUUAUCAUCUCCCAUAGAGAGAGAUGGGUUGGUUUCCAUUCUGAAAAAUGACUCCUUUCCUUCCGUCCUUUAAAACGAACCUCAUCUCCCAUAGAGAGAAUGGGGCUGGGUUCAAUUCUGAAAAAAAUAAUUCUGUUCCCUUUGAACAGUCCUCAUCUUCCAUAGAGAGAGACAAGCUGGAAUACAUUCUGAAAAAUCACUCCCUUCCUUUCUGUCCUUUUGAUAUUUGUAUUUACUAGGUAUUGAGGCUAUCAAUAUGGUAAUGGUCCAUGAAGUGAAGAUUAUAGGUCCUUAUAUGUUGGUUCCCAAUGUUUCAAAAUGUAAUUAUUAGAAAUACAUUUCUAAGUCUAAGUUUGAAAUGAAUCCAACUCCAAGUCAUUCAGCUCCGUGGGCUCUCCAAGUUGCCAAAGGUAGUGGGGAAGGCUGGGAGUAAUCCACCAGAUUGGAACCCAGCCCUGCUCUGACUAAGCAAAAAACAAACAAACCCCCUAGUCCUUUUCCUGUGGAAACUGUCCAGUUACAAACCUGUGUUCCCAGUAUAAAAUGGAUGUUGUUGUCAACGUCAAAUGUUACUGUUUUAUACACCAGCAAAAAAAGAAGGAAAAAAACAUGUUUUGUUAAGAAAUGUAUGCUACCUUUUAAGUAUAAUAGUGUAUAUUGUGGUUAGACACUUAUAAUGGCCACCUGUAAUGGCAGCUUUGUUGGCACUUUGUUUUGUUACUAUAUUAUUAUUUCUGUGAAAUCCUAUGUGGGUAAAUGUCCUGUAUAUAAUGUAAGAGGAUUGAAGGGGUGUGUUGGUGUGUGUUCGCAGUGUGUGCCGGGAGGCAGUGUGUUACUGAUUUUUAGGGGAAAGGGUGGGAUGCUGAGAGAGGAAUUGCUGUGAAAUUUGCAGAGGAACCCCUCUUGCUAUGAAGAGAUGUAUUUUGUUCUCUUUUUUUAUUGAGAAAAGUGACUUACUCAAGUUUUUGAUACACUACUUUCUAGCUAGUAUACUUGCCUUUUUGAUUUAGAAGCACAUUGUAUGGAAACAGAAUUGGGACAAUCAGUAACCAAGAAACUUGGCACUGUAUAACGAGAGACAUUCAUCAGAGAGUGGAAUGUAUCCUUAGGCGAGUUCAAUGCAAUGACUUCACUUGUGAAUUUGUGACGCGGGCCCUAGGUGCAUGCAAGAAUUUCUGGACACAAACGUGUACAGGAGAGAGAAGAGUGAGAGAAAGGGAGGGAAAAGAAAGAAGGAAACAAAUGUGCCCUGCUCUAACACACCUGAUUAGCCUACUCUCUGCAAAGGGCUCAGCAGUGCAGUUUUCAGUAAUAACCUUCCCACACUACUACUGAGAAGACCCAAGCCAAGCUGUACUGCACUGGCCUGGUUAAGCAUCCACUAUAGUUGUUGGAACUGUGUUCAAAAUGACCAUGUGGGGAAAAAACAGUUAAACACAGUACAGUUUGGCUUGGUACAGUAGUGUGAAAAGGGUCGAAGAAUUCCCCGGUUGUUAAACUAUUUACCAGUGACAUUGAAGUGGUGUUCUUUUUUCUAACUUUAUCCAUUCUGAAAGACAAGAAUCCCUUUUUAUAAAACUAGCGUGCCGUAUUCAACAAUGAACUAAUUGCUGUCCACUGUUCUCUGUUUUUACACUUUCUUUAAAGAUAGACCCACUCAUAAUGUUGAGUCAAAAAGGGCCACAGGCUUAAUUGGUUUUUAGGGAAUUGCCAGGAUUUUAAUGUCAGCAAUGUUGUUGUAUUGUGUGUUGUUUUUUCACGAGGUGUAUUUUCUCAUAGACCUAUGAGGGAAAUAACGACCUGUGCCUCUUCAGUCGAGGCUAUGCAGGACACCUGGAAGUCAAAGCUUCCUUCCUUAGUUAUUUCGCCUCUCUCCCAUCUUUUUACCUUGUAUGUUUGUGACUUGACACGAAAAUGCAUUUCAUUUGGAUGAAAGUGUGUUUUGGAGAUUUUAAGUGUGUGUCUGUGUGUGCAUGCGCUCGGAAGGGGUACUGUGUAACCCCAUUUGUCAAUAUCAACCAUUUGAAAACUAUGGCUUCUCUUGCGAUUAGAUACUACAUGGAUAGUAUUACAUUUGAUGUAUUUUUUGUUCAUCUUCACCGUGGUAGCUGAGUAUUAACAACAGUGUAUGUUACCGUAUAUUUGACCCUUUCUUUGUGCAUUGCUGACGGUCAAGGUGUUUCAUGUUUUUGCCUCUGAAAGGGUGAAGGUCUUCGGUCAAUGCCACUCAUUUGACUAUACAGUGUUCCACUAUUUCAUGAUACAAAUGGACACCAUAUAUACAACAGUAUAUGACCACCCCUUCAAAUUAGUGGAUUCGGCUAUUUCUGCCACACCCGUUGCUGACAUGUGUAUAAAAUCGAGCACACAGCCGAGCAAUCGCCCUAGUCAAACAUUGGCAGUAGAAUGGCCUUUACUGAAGAGCUCAGUGACUUUCAACGUGGCACCGUCAUAGGAUGCCACCUUUCCAACAAGUAUUUUCCUUACAUUUCUGCCCUGCUAGAGCUGCCCCGGUCAACUGCAUAUUGAUGCCAAUGAUUUUGGAAUGAGACAUUCGACGAGCAGGUGACCACAUACUUUUGGUCAUGUAGUGUAUCUAUACAUAACUGAAACAUAAAUAUGUUCCACUACUUCAUAAUACAUAUUUACAGUUGAAGUCAGAAGUGUCAUUAAAACUCGUUUUUUCAACCACUCCACAAAUGUCUUGUGAACAAACUAUAGUUUUGGCAAGUCGGUUAGGACAUCUACUUUGUGCAUGACACAAGUAAUUUUUCCAACAAUUGUUUACAGAUUAUUUCACUUAUAAUUCACUGUAUCACAAUUCCAGUGGGUCAGAAGUUUACAUACACUAAGUUAACUGUGCAUUUAAACAGCUUGGAAGAUUCCAGAGAAUGAUGUCAUGGCUUUAGAAGCUUCUGAUAGGCUAAUUGACAUCAUUUGAGUCCAUUGGAGGUGUACCUGUGGAUGUAUUUCAAGGUCUACCUUCAAACGCUGUGCCUCUUUGCCUGACAUCAUGGGAAAAUGAAAAGAAAUCAGCUAAGACCUCAGAAAACCAAUUGUAGACCUCCACAAGUCUGGUUCAUCCUUGGGAGCAGUUUCCAAAUGACUGAAGGUACCACGUUCAUCUGUACAAACAAUAGUACGCUAGUAUAAACACCAUGCGACCACGCAGCCGUCAUGCCGCUCAGGAAGGAGACAAGUUCUGUCUCCUAGAGAUCAACGUACUUUGUUGCGAAAAGUACAAAUCAAUUGCAGAACAACAGCAAAGGACCUUGUAAAGAUGCUGGAGGAAACAGGUACAAAAGUAUCUAUCCACAGUAAAAAAAAAAGUCCUAUAUCGACGAGGAAACCACUGCUCCAAAACUGCCAUAAAAAAAGCCAGACUACAGUUUGCAACUGCACAGGGGGACAAAGAUCGUACUUUUUGGAGAAAUGUCCUCUGGUCUGAUGAAACAACAAUAUAAUUGUUUGACCAUAAUGACCAUUGUUAUGUUUGGAGGGUAAAGGGGGAGACUUGCAAGCCAAAGAACACCAUCCCAACCGUGAAGCACAGGGGUGGCAGCAUCAUGUUGUAGGGGUGCUUUGCUGCAGGGGAGACUGGUGCACUUCACAAAAUAGAUGGCACAUUGAGGAAGGUAAAUUAUGUGGAUAUAUUGAAGCAACAUCUCAAGUUAUCAGUCUGGAAGUUAAAGUUUGGUUGCAAAUGGGUCUUCCAAAUGGACAAUGACCCCAAGCAUACUUCCAAAGUUGUGGCAAAAUGGCUUAAGAACAACAACGUCAAGGUAUCGGAGUGGCCAUCACAAAGCCCUGAUCUCAAUCCUAUAGAAAUUUUGUGGGCAGAACUGAAAAAGCGUGUGCGAGCAAGGAGGCCUACAAACCUGACUCAGUUACACCAGCUCUGCCAGGAUGAAUGGGCCAAAAUUCACUCAACUUAUUGUGGGAAGAUUGUGGAAGGCUACCCAAAACGUUUGACCCGAGUUAAACAAUUUAAAGGCAAUGCUACCAAAUACUAAUUGUUUGUGUAAACUUCUGACCCACUGGGACUGUGAUGAAAGAAUAAAAGAUUAAGUAAAUCAUUCUCUCCUAUUAUUCUGACAUUUCACAUUCUUAAAAUAAUGUGGUGAUCUUAACUGACCUAAGACAGGGAAUCUUUACUAGGAUUAAAUGUGAGGAAUUGUGAAAAACUGAGUUUAAAUGUAUUUGGCUAAGGUGUAUGUAAACUUCUGACUUCAACUGUAUAUUAUAGCACUACUUUUGGGAAGUCAAGCGGCACCAAGUAAUACCAAGAAAAACUGGACAGUCAAAUAACUCCAACAUUGAGCUUUACAGCUCUUUUAAGUAUAGUUCAAGUUUGCUGAUGUUUUUGCACAAACAUUAUUUUAAAUGAUGUGACAGACAGUGUUCUUUCUUUUUAAAUGAACCACUAAAGAAUACAAGGUAGAAGCUCUUGUUUUUAUGAUGUCGGUAUGUCUUUUUUUUUCAUAUCAGUUUUAGUUUAUUGUAAUAUUUUUUGUUUUAUUUCCAUCUUACUCUUUAUUAAGUUUUUGUAUGACCAUUUUAUGAUUCUAACCCUUUUUAAGAAGAGUUGAGCUCUUUUGUAUAAAAAAAAUGAUGUUUGGAAAUUGGGUUUUGAAGUGUUUGUAAGUGAAAACAGACUAUUAAAGGAGUGUUGAGAGAA